Molecule: messenger RNA, 1203 nt
Organism: Arabis nemorensis
Lineage: Eukaryota; Viridiplantae; Streptophyta; Magnoliopsida; Brassicales; Brassicaceae
Source: the annotation of a GenBank genome assembly
AUGAGUUCAACUGGUUUGAACCCGCGAAGAAACCUCCAACCAGGUGGCGGCUACGACUACCCGAAUACUGGUACUUCGGACUCUUUUGAUUCUCCAGAACCUGAUUUUGGUGACAGUGAUGAGGCGGAGUUGGUUUCUGCUUCUUGGAAUCAAGAUUAUAGUUGUUUUUCUGCUGGCACGAGCCAUGGUUUUCGCAUAUAUAACUGUGAACCUUUCAAGGAAACUUUCAGGCGAGAGCUGAAGGAUGGAGGGUUUAAAAUUGUAGAGAUGCUUUUCCGGAGUAAUAUCUUGGCUCUUGUUGGUGGUGGACCUAACUCCCAGUACCCUUCAAAUAAAGUAUUGAUUUGGGAUGAUCAUCAGAGCCGCUGCAUCAGUGAAUUCUCUUUUAGGUCGGAAAUCCGUGCAGUGAAGUUGAGAAGGGACCGGAUUGUUGUUGUUCUUGAGCAUAAGAUAUAUGUCUACAAUUUUAUGGAUCUAAGACUUCUUCAUCAGAUUGAAAAUCUGGCAAAUCCAAGGGGACUAUGUUGCCUCUCUCAUGAUAUGAAUACAUCUGUGCUGGCCUGUCCAGGUGUUCGUCGAGGAGAGGUCCGAGUUGAACAUUUUGGGCUUAACAUGGUACAAACCAUUAAUGCUCAUGAUUCCAAUAUCGCCUGCAUGACCAUGACAUUGGAUGGUUUGCUCCUCGCAACUGCCAGUACAAAGGGAACUCUGAUUAGAAUUUUCAACACAAUGGAUGGAACUCGUCUCCAAGAGGUACGAAGAGGAGUAGACAGAGCAGAUAUCUAUAGCAUUGCUCUUUCACCAAACGUGCAGUGGCUGGCAGUAUCAAGCGACAAGGGGACUGUUCACAUCUUCUCUCUUAAAGUGAGGGUUUUUGGGGAGGACUCACCCUCUUCUGAAAAUGAGACUUCUUCAAAUUCCCUGCAGGUUCUUGUUUCUCCAGCCAGUGGUGUCAACCCCGGUUCAUCAUUGUCAUUUCUGAAAGGAGUUCUGCCAAAAUAUUUCAGCUCGGAAUGGUCAUUUGCUCAGUUCCAUGUACCAGAAGUCACCCAAUUCUUUGCAGCAUUUGGUGCUAAGAACACAAUCGCGAUUAUCGGCAUGGAUGGAAGUUUCUACAGGUGCAAUUUCGAUCCAGUGAAUGGAGGAGAGAUGACUCAGCUUGAAUAUACCCGUUUUCUGAAGCCAGACAGCUGCUCGAGAUAA